UCAGAGCUUCAGUACAGACCUCAUUCUUAGAAAACUGUCAGUAAAGAACAGCUGUGUGGCUCAUAUAUCCUGGAAAGACCCACUAACACUGACAUCAAUACUAAUGAUGGGUCAGUCUGCACAGGCAGAAGCUCCAGUGACCACUGCCAUUACCAGAAAAUAGUGUACAGGUACAAUGUUGUGGUUCCUGCUUAGUGCCUGAAGAUUAGCUAGAUACAUGCUUGAUGAUAAAGAUGGAGGUUUUCCAUUAAACAAUUUUAACUCAUAGCAAGAUAUUCAAUGUAAACAGUGUUAAUGAAAAAACACGAUAGUUUAGCAUGAUAUAAAUUGAUUUGUUGCUACAGGAAGAUAAAUGUUCCCAUUCUUCAAAUUAGAUAAGGUCACUUGAGGUUGUAGGAUGUAUUCGGCUGAGGUGUUUAAUGAGACAAAGUUCCCAGACAAGAAAACGGUAGUGAAACUAGUAAAUACAACAACACAUGCACUCACAGACAUAUUGACACACACCGCUGCAACUUUAUUCAGUCUUCGUCAUUUAGCUUCUGUUUUCUUCAAUCUCACAACCAACUCAACACUUCGAAAUCAACUGGAGAGACAUGUGAAACAUUUCCCCAUAUAUUCUUUCUACUGACGGCUGUAAGAGGAAUGUUCUUCUUUUCUGGUUUAGACUAGACAACCCCCACCUCACAAUGUGGAAAAACAAUUAGACCAGGUUAACACACUGCCCCACUCUACAUGGGUUGUAAAAGCAGAAAAACAGCAUUUCAGGCUGUAGCAGCCUGUAACCCAUCCAAAAUAUGGGGUUAUACUGGGAGAGUUAUGCCAAAGGACUCUGGGAAUCUUUCCAUUUAAAACAAACACCCAUUGUUGUGUAGCAUUAGUAACUUCACAUCCGUGAUUAUAAAUGUUUUGUUAACUUAACCUAACUUUAACAUGGCAUUGUAUCUGUUCUGUGUAUCUGGGGAGAUUGAAAUUGUGUGUGCAAAGGAGAUGUCUAUUCAUUAUACUGGCGUACAAAUUGUGGUUUUCUAAUGUAACCUAUUGCCAUUUCCACCCGCUACCGACUCCUAUUCAUGCCUUGACUGUCUCACAGAGUCUCUGCUGAAACAGCCAACAUGGCAUGUGCAGCGAAGCAGCGCUCUGAUUGGUCCAAAAGAUCACCUCACUGCAUCACACUAACUGGGUGACUUCAAACUCUGACGUAGGUCGACUGUUUCCCGCCGUCACGAGCAGCUUCGUAAUAUUAAAUAUUGGCACCAGGUAGAGUUGCGCUAAUGUGUCGCUCAGGUUUCACGUGUAAAACUCACGUAUGUUUUCGUCUUUAACUUGUCGUGUUCUGCGUUCCUUCGCUAUUUAACUGUGUUUUGGUGGUUGACACUGACAAACCGUGACCCUACAAAACCCCGAGAAAACAAUGCGGCUGUGCAGCCCCCUGUUUACUACCGUGUAAGAGAGGGGCAGCCGAAACUGUGAGUCCGGAAUCUCACCAGCUCGACGCUGAUUGGCCAAAAGGCGUCCUCUCUGCUGCAUAUGACGUUAUUCCCCGACAGAAGACUCCGCGAGGAGUACAGGGCAGCCAGAGUAAGAAAUGGGAGUUAAUUAGUCCAUUUCGUACUCUACGAGUAGUACACUGAAAGUUAGGACUAUAUGAAAUACACUUAAUUUCGGCCGAGAAACGGGAACUAUUAUAUAGCCUCCUUGUUGAGAAAAACGCUGCACACCGUUUGUUGUUUGAGUCCGCCAGCGCAUCUCAUUUGAACAGACACGUCAGACCAUGAACUACGUGGGACAGCUGGCAGGUCAGGUGUUCGUCCAGGUCAAGGAGCUGUACCGAGGCCUCAACCCAGCGACGCUCUCUGGUUGCAUCGAUGUCAUUGUGGUGAAGCAGCCCGAUGGCUCCAUGCAGUGCUCGCCCUUCCAUGUCCGCUUUGGCAAAAUGGGUGUCCUCCGCUCCAGAGAGAAAGUGGUGGAUAUGGAAAUUAACGGAGAACCAGUGGACCUGCAUAUGAAGCUCGGGGACAACGGGGAGGCUUUCUUUGUGCAAGAAACAAAAAAUGAUCAGGAAGUCGUUCCUUCCUACCUGGCCACUUCUCCCAUCCUGUCUGAUGGGGCCAUAAUGAUGAGCUCCUCUGGGCCACCCCUACAGACUCUGGGCUCCCUGGGUAACAGCGGGGAGAACAGCAGCAUGAUGAUUAAGAAGAGGAGAAAGAGGAGGAGGAAGAGUCGCACGGACAGUGCCAGGAGGGAGGAGAGCGGCGAUUACUCGGCAGACGAAGACAUGUUUUCCAUUGACAUCAGCUCCGAUGAGGGGACAGAGAUGGAGAGCAACAGAUCUUUGUCUCGGGACGUCUUGAGGGAGGAGACAGGUGCUGGUUUGAGUGGCACUUUGAAACAGGCUGGCAUCUAUGCCCGCUCAGACGGGGAUUGGAGCCCUGCCCAUAGCCCAAGUAGCUCUCGCCCCACCUCUCCUAAGAGUGACUCUGAGCUCCUUAGAAAUCCGUCUGAUGCAGACAAUCAGAACCCAGAAAUGCACUGGGCCUGGGGGGAGCUGCCACAGGCUGCUACGCCUUCCUUCCUCCCCCAAAAGCCCAUCCUGCCGCCUGUUUAUCCAGUGUCCAUCCCCGUUUCUGAAAGCACACACUUUCGCGUGAUUAAUCAUGCGAUGUCCACGGAGCAGUGUGGACAAUGCGCUGAAGGGCCAGCGCUCCAGCUGCUAGCACGGGAGGACACUUUAGUCAAAGAGGAAACGGUCGUCACAGUCACAGAGUCAGAAGCCAUGGUGAUGAGGGCCAACACGGAGGAGACUGGGCCUCACCCAGCCGGGAAAACCGACUCUCCCUCCAAGAAAAAAGAUAAAAGGAGCCGCCAUUUAGGUUCUGAUGGAAUUUAUCUUGAUGAUAUCACAGAGCUGGAGCCCGAGGUGGCAGCUCUAUAUUUUCCCAAAAGUGACAGUAGCUCAACCAUGAGAAGCAUCUCCGACCCGGGUCUCCACAGCACCAGUCUGUCCCCGCAGUCGAUGAGCUCAGGAGGAGACAGCGGCGUGGACAGCUACUGUGACCCGAUGUCUGACCUGCCAUCGAUCGCCAUCUCUCUGUGUGGGGGGCUGACCGAAAAAAAGGAGAUCACUAAAGAGCAGUUUUGUGACAAGAUUAUCUCCUAUCAGCAGUUCACAGCAAACCCAUCCAUCAUCGACGACCCCAACCUCGUUGUAAAAAUUGGUUCAAAGUACUAUAAUUGGAGCACUGCAGCUCCACUUGUGCUGGCCAUGCAAGCUUUUCAGAAACCUCUGCCAAAGGCUGCCGUGGAGAACAUAAUGAAGGAGAAGAUGCCCAAAAAAGGAGGGAGGUGGUGGUUCUCCUGGAGGGGCAGAAACAGCAACAAAUCGGAUUCUGCUGCUGAGCGUGGAGCCUGUGGCUCUGAUGAGCAGGUUGGGAACAUAAAAGGCAGACAUAAAGAAGAAUCAUCAUCCAGUGAUGAAGAUCAUAUGGCAGCCAAGCAGAGCGCUCCCAUCAUCCAGUCAGAGCCUGGACUCUCAUCAGGAGGCGUGUCUUAUAAGAAGACACUCCGCCUGACCUCGGAGCAGCUGCUGUCUCUUCAGCUGCAGGACGGUCCAAAUGAUGUCAUCUUUAGUGUGACCACUCAGUACCAGGGAACCUGUCGCUGUCAGGGAACCAUCUACCUGUGGAACUGGGACGACAAGAUAAUUAUCUCAGACAUAGAUGGAACCAUUACCAGGUCCGACACACUGGGUCACAUCCUGCCCACACUGGGAAAGGACUGGACACAUCAGGGCAUUGCACAGCUCUACCAUAAAGUCAGCCAAAAUGGGUACAAGUUCCUGUAUUGCUCAGCUCGAGCCAUCGGCAUGGCUGACAUGACCAGAGGUUACCUCAACUGGGUCAAUGAGAGAGGCACCAUGCUUCCCAUGGGCCCCGUCCUUCUGAGCCCAAGCAGCUUAUUUUCAGCUCUGCACAGGGAAGUGAUUGAGAAGAAGCCAGAGAAGUUUAAGGUGGAAUGUCUGACUGAUAUUAAGAACCUCUUCUACCCCAACAUGCAGCCUUUCUACGCAGCCUUUGGAAACAGGCCAACGGAUGUUUAUUCCUAUAAAGAAGUAGGAGUGCCUCUGAACAGGAUUUUUACGGUAAACCCUAAGGGGGAGCUGGUUCAGGAGCACGCCAAGACCAACAUCUCAUCUUAUGUGCGUCUGGGUGAGGUGGUGGACCACGUUUUUCCCUCCUCCUCUUCGGACUUCCCCUGCUCGGACACCUACAGCCACUUCACAUUCUGGAGGGAGCAGCUCCCCCAGGUGGCCCAUCAGGAAACUGCACCCCCUCAAACUUCCAGCCCCAGCAGCUGACUAAUUCCAGUGACCUGCUGAGCCUCCCCUGGCAGAAACAGAUGUAGCAGCAGUUUGGACACUGAUGAUAAAAUGUUACUGUAAUAUUUUAUAGGCUAAGGAGCACUUUUCUUUGUGCGCACUAGAAUCAAGCUAAAGGGACAAUCUGAGGUGGAUGGUCUAAAGGCACAAAAUGAAUACAGAUGCACUAUUAUCCAGGGAUGUGAUGUGUAUAUAUAGGGAAAUCAUGUUAUUUAUUUAGGCAGCUUGGCACAAAUUCCUAUUUUUGAAGGAGUGUUCAUGUCAUCUCAUCAGCUAGACCACCUGUGUAUCCAGACAGUUGCAUUUAGAGGCAUCUGUUCACCGGAGCUCUCCAACAAAUUACUCAACCUGUGCCAAACACUGAAUGUUGAUUUAUUUUCUUACUCCAAAGCCUUCCCUUCAUGAUUUAGACAGCGUGGAAACACGGCUUUGCGCAGGCUAGUGUGAAUUUACAGUAGUAUACUUGAAUGUAUGUGUGACUGGUGCUGUCUAAAGGAAAUCAGUCAUCAGAAAUCAGUAUUAGUAAUGAAAUAAACUUGUUCCAGAGAGCACAGUGAGAAAACAGACCUGUAGGUAGCUUUAUUAGUGGGUUUGAAAUGAAUUGUUGAAACAUUUUUACUGAUUUUUUUCCAAACUGUAGUGAGUAUACGCUUAGAAGAGGUGAUUAAAUUAUUUGUGAUUUGCUUCAUAUAUAUUAUGUUAUCUAUUCAGUUACAGUUGUAGAAGACAUUUAUCAGACAGUGAUUUAUUCUGGGUAGCAUGCGAGUGGUACAAUAGUGCACAGAACUGAUAGCAAUGUUUGACCAGGUUUCGAUGUAGCAAACACUUAUUAAAGUAUAUUCAUUUUCUUACAGUACCGCAAACAGUAUGAUGUAAUUUAAAGUGUGUAAGCAGUAAACAAUAGUGUUUAACCUAUAGUGUAGUGUAUGAGGGAGGAUGUGUGGUUCCAUAAACAUGGUAAUAUUCUUUCCAUGAAAGAGCUAAAACAGCUUGAAAGCUAUUAUUUUUCUUCCUCAACUGUGAAGAUGACCUGAUAACUGCUUUUCUUUUGUGAAUCGAUCAUUGUUAAAGUAGUGACAUCAAACUCAGUAAAGAAAUGACUUUAGUAUUUGGCAGAGUGUGUGUGUGUUUUUUGCAUUUUUCUGUCUCACUUGCAUUACUCUUCAGAACAAAAGCAGCCACCCAGAUCCACAGGACCUCUGGACGGACCUAAUGUUAUACUGAAAGAACAUCAGCACUGGCAAAUGUUUCCUUAUUUCAACACAAUAAAUAUCCCAAAAUGUUCCCAGCUCUCGUGACUCAGGGUUUUAGCCCUCAACUGUCGUCUGGGUGGAUGGAAAGGUUCUGGGUGUCCAGAAAUAACAUUACCAGCUGUCAAAAAUACCUGAAACUGUGUUUGUGUGUUUAUUGUUUCAACUACAGGUUAGAUUUCACCCACUGAAAUAACAAUAACAAAUAACAAUAA
Molecule: messenger RNA, 5840 nt
Organism: Menidia menidia (Atlantic silverside)
Lineage: Eukaryota; Metazoa; Chordata; Actinopteri; Atheriniformes; Atherinopsidae
Source: the annotation of a GenBank genome assembly